Trypanosoma conorhini is the source of this 2751-nucleotide messenger RNA. RefSeq lists its product as uncharacterized. The coding region runs from base 1 to 2751 and encodes 916 amino acids. The transcript has a single exon. The record is from RefSeq and is a predicted model, not a curated record. Lineage: Eukaryota; Euglenozoa; Kinetoplastea; Trypanosomatida; Trypanosomatidae.
AUGCUGGUGGCGGUGCGGGAGUAUCGGCGGGAGGAGGUUCAGCGCAUAUGCGGGGCACCGGCGGAGGCACUGGUCUCGUACUACACGCUUCUCCGCAACAAGAAUGAGGCAGUCAUGGCGGAUGUCACGGAUGUCCGGGCGAGAAAAAACAUGAAUUUUGACUACUACGCGACCUCCGCCGGGGACCUCUUUGCGGAGGCUGUGAUGCCCAUCCUGCGUGCCCUCUUGCCCCCCGUUUCUGUGCCACAGGUGGCGGUUGUGGCGGACGGGGCGGAGACGACGCGCUUCCACGCCUUGCUUGACCCGGAAGAGGGACUUGUGCCACUCUGCUGGCGGGUGCUGACGGGGACGGUGGAGUUUGGAGACCUGCUCGAGGCAGUCUACCUCGCCGUUGUGGAACUGGACGACGGCAAUCGCCUGCGGGACCUGACGCCCGGGGGCCCCGCGGAGGCGGAGCCGAUCAUCAUAGAGGACGCUGACGACCACUUCACCGCCGUGGAAGACGCGUGCUACGUCGAGCUUCGGACAGAGGCCGAUGUUGCGCGACUACUGCAACAUGCGCGCCGGGUAGCGGUGCCGGAGCGGCAUCAAGUUUUUAGCUUCAUCCUCUCCUACACGGAGGCAUCAGGGCUGCCGAACUCCACCAUUCAGUUCGUCGCGCUGUCCGUGUCUGAAAUGACGCGGGGCAUGCGGUCGACGCGGCACUGCAUCACCACGGCGGCGUCGCUUAUAGAGAGCCGGUCUCCGUCCAUGACGUUUUCAGGGACGAAACUCUCCUUUCUGCUUAAACCGGCUCUUUUUUGCCAACAACCGGGUUUGUGGAUUUCUUGUUUUGCCCCAAAUAGCGUCUCAGCGCUUCCACGGCGAGAAACUUUUAAGGAGGCCUUCUGCAUUGCACACACACUCUCUCGUGUGUACAGCUCACGCGUUGGUCUGGGCCUCAGUGAGGCCUAUCACCGCAGAAGCGGUAGGGACAGGCAGUAUUCGCAUGGAGUCGGUGAGGAGCAGGUGGAGAUACAACCCCGCACGGAGGUCCCGAAGCCGAGCUCGUUGAGCUGCUUGGAGAAGCCGAGGGGGAGCUUGAAGGGAGCUGUCUCGUCAAUAUCGCGCCCGUCCGAAUCUGGGUCACUGCUGUCCUCGCAGGCCGCGUCGCCGUUCGCGCCCAACGUGUCCCAGCCCCACGACGGGCACCAUGUAAACGGUUCCUCCCAUCGAAUUGUUGAGGACGAGGUGUCCCCGGCCGUGGCGACGCGGGAGGUGCCAAUGGGGCUUCUUGUCACACCCUCUGGGCAGAGAAGUAAACCACUCGACGAAAAGAAAACACUACCGGAAAAACGCGGGGAGCGCAUAGACGGUGGUCGGCGGUCGUUGAGCCGUCCAUCGCACGACCGGUGCAGUUCAGUGGAGAGGCAUCCAUACAACUGUAGUGCACGAUAUGAGUUAGAGACGUACAAGCGGGUGAUGGAGCCGGCAAUGGAGCAGCUGCGCAGAGACGCUCAGCACUACGUGACCUUGCUGAAGGACGCGAGGCGGCAGAUUAGGCAGUUGAAGCGUGCCAACAGCGAGGAGAAUGGGGUAGAACAGUUACGGGCCUCCCUCGUAGCAGCCAGGCGAGAGCGCGAGAUGCUGGAGGCGGAUUUCGCCAAACGUGAAGAGCUGUUGCAAGCAAGGGUGGAUGAGCUUGAGUCUCGGUGCGAAGGCCUCUGCAGGGAGUCGCAGCAGCGGGAGUUGCAUGCCGUACCCGGGCGAGAAAAGUUACGGCAAGCGAGUGUUGCAACCCAGACACGCAACACAGUGCCUCAUUUUGCUUCACCACCGUCGUCGCCGUCGCCUGCGGCGGCACCAGCGGCGGCACCGUUGCCGCUGGAGGAGGGGUUAGUUGCGUCCCAGACUCUACAACAGGACUCUGCAGGAAACGAUAUACAGCGUGCAUCGCAGUGGCUUGAAGUUAUCAGUUAUCAUCAGCGGGAAUUGGAGGAUUAUGCGGAGCGUGAACGUUCUUACCGCAGCCGCAUCCUCCUUUUGGAACAGACGCUUGCCGAACGUGUGUCUGAGGCGGAAGAGGCAAAGAAAGAGUUAAUGCGACGAGAACACGAACUCUCUCUAGAGGCAGUGAAGAGCCAACAACGAGAGCACGAGCGGAAAAUGGAGCGAAGUUAUUUGGAGGAUGUGGAAGGUUUGCGUGCGGAAGUGGCUGAGGCGAAUAGGGCCAGUUCAAAGGCGGAGCAUCAGCUUGAAAAGUGUCUUCUUGAGUUGGAACAGGAGCGGAAGCAACGAGAGGCCUCAGAGGCGGCGCUGCGACGUCUGCAGGAGAAAUCUGCUCAACAUAUGGAGAGUGGGGGGGCGAAGGAGAUGGUGCAGAUGCUGAAGGAGAGCUACGAGCGCCAUGUUCAGCACCUUCAACGGGAAGUAGAGGAGCUGCGGGCAUCGACCCGUCACGCGGCUGCAAAUGAGGCGAUUCCUCGAGAAAAUGCCUCCACAACAUCUACGCCUUUGCACCGGACACAAGGGCGUCCAGGUGGCGGUAUGGUCUCUCCCACAGUUGAGGCGAUGCACGAUAAACCUGUGUUUUCCUCUAGGCAUUCGCUGCGGGAGGAAACACGUACCACCAGCGCUGACCCUCCCACGCAGUUCCAAUCCCAAUCCAUCUCUGUUCGAGGUGAAGUAAGAAAAUUUGAGGACUUUAUGAAGGAGGAGCCGUCAUACACUUUCCGUUUGCCAAAGGCACUUGGCCGCACCCACUCUUCGUGA